Messenger RNA from Kockovaella imperatae, 1034 nucleotides. RefSeq lists its product as hypothetical. Bases 63 to 938 code for a protein of 291 amino acids. The record is from RefSeq and is a predicted model, not a curated record. The transcript is spliced from 6 exons. NCBI's taxonomy places the organism in Eukaryota, Fungi, Basidiomycota, Tremellomycetes, Tremellales, Cuniculitremaceae.
ACUUCACUGAUCUCGUGGUGGCGAGCUGGACGAGUGUUGAGCAGCUCGGAUCGUCGAGCGCGAUGAGCUCCAUACCACCCUUUAUCAAAGAUUCUGGCUCGUCCUUCAACUACGAACGUCAAUGUGACAAGGGUGGUUCUGAUAAAUCGCUUGCGAGUUGUCGCAUUCUACGUAAAGGUUUAGGAACGAGUAUCUGGUUCGUCCAGUUUUACUGGCCGUUCGGUGAUGAGCGCGUCACGACCACACGGAUUGACCUGUGUAAUGCUUGGGUGACGUUGUAUAAUGAACGAACGAGACUUUGGAGUAUACAUGAAGCAUGUGUGGAAGUGCAUCAACGGAAAUUUUGGAGGAAAGACUGUACGAGUGAGCAGAUCGACGAGUUGAAAGGGAUGUUGGCAGUGGCUUCCUGGUUGUUCCACGAGCUCGAUACGUUUAUCACGCUCCUUGACAAAUUUCAAUCGCAAACGCGUAUACCUGUAUUCCUUCUCCCCGUUCCACCUCAUCAUUCACCCCUCGAACUCGGCUCCAGCCCUUAUAGGACCAAACCAAAGACAUUGUCGCAUGAGCUUUCGACACUUCCCUUGUUGAUAGUGUAUCAAUUGGAUCAGAUCCAAAGUUACACGAGGCGUAUGCCUGGAUGGUAUGAAGGCGUGAGGAAAUUGUUCCCCCCGACGUGGAGAGAAGGCGUGGGUCUACCGAUCAUCGAAACAAAUUGGAGUAGAUGGGUAAAGGAACAAAGAAGGAUAGAAGAGGAGUCACGUCGACAACCUUCAUCUGAACAGAAGAAGAAGAGCUUCCUAGGUAUCAAGUUUUCGAAAGGGUCGCCAUCUGCAUCCUCCUCCUCCUCCUCUUCCUCGAUGCCUGUCCAGAGAGCCUCAUCACCGAUAGGAAGCAUCAUGGAACGAGGCAAAGGCAAGCCUCCACCAUAUACCCCAUAAUACUGUAUACAUAUGGAAUAACGCCACUGCCACUAGCGUUGUAGCAUCUGAAAGUUGUCCCGUUGUAUGUCUACCUGUCCCACUACACACGCAUAU